Molecule: messenger RNA, 1879 nt
Organism: Branchiostoma floridae (Florida lancelet)
Lineage: Eukaryota; Metazoa; Chordata; Leptocardii; Amphioxiformes; Branchiostomatidae
Product: galactose-3-O-sulfotransferase 2-like
Exons: 4
Coding region: 75-1397 (440 amino acids)
Biological process (GO): glycolipid biosynthetic process
Cellular component (GO): membrane
Molecular function (GO): galactosylceramide sulfotransferase activity
Source: RefSeq, a predicted model, not a curated record
UUUGACCCCAACAACAGUAGUCGGGCUAAACCAAGGAUAAAACACCCUAAUCUAAUAUCCGUCGAUAAGGAAGUAUGGACAACAAACUACUAUCGCUGUUGGUAUAUUUCAGACUCAAAAAUAAAGAAAGAUGGAUGCUGAUUGGACUGACAUUAGUGCUGUCUGUGAUCGUUGUUGCCUUCUUGGCCGCCAACUUUGGCCAGAAGGGACGCCUACCGGUCAGCACGGAACUGCAAAGUCAACAACAUGUUGACAGAGCGGAACAACUAUACGGUUCUGGCGGACGAUGUAGGGAGAGGACGAACUUCGUGUUUGUGAAGGUGCAUAAGUGUGGGUCUCACACCACCACGUGUAUCCUACAGAGGUUCGGCUACGAGAGGGGUCUCACAUUCAUGUUACCUGCCCAGGAUGGACCGAACAUUGGAUACCCACGUUUUCCUAAGACUGGUGACUACCUGCCAUCUUCCAACGGCGUCUUCAACGUAAUUGCAGACCACAUUCGAUACAAGAAGGACAUCGUAACGUCUCUUAUGCCUCACGACACAGCAUAUUUUGCCAUCUUAAGGCAUCCCUUGAGCCACCUUAAGUCAGUUUUUAACUGGAAACACCUUGACAAAAUUUUACGAAUAAAAGCUGAGAAUCCCGUCGGUAGGUUUUUAGACACACCAUGGUACUACAGGGCAAGUAUCCAGGGAAUGGUCAGGUAUACAGCAAAUUUAAUGGCUUAUGAUAUGGGUUUAAACAUAGCUUAUUUCAAACAAAAUAGACCCCUCCCAUCAAAAUUGAAUUUCCCUGGGCAGCACUAUGGUAAGUCCCCAAGAAUAUCUCACAUUCAAAAUGGUACCAAAGCGGAAAAAUAUCUCUAUCUCCACCCCAAAACAGCAGACAUUUUACAUCAGUACAUCACCAGCAUAGACCAGGACUUCAUACUUGUGAUGAUUCUGGAAUAUUACGACGAGUCGCUCGUCAUGCUCAAGAGAUUGAUGUGUUGGGGCAUCAGGGACAUUUUGUACGAUCUAGACGUCAGAAACAACGAGCCUUAUCGCUACAAACACAAGGACUUCACAGAAGUACAGAAAGACAACCACAGACUCUGGAGCUUGGCGGACUACGCUUUUUACGAGCACUUCAACUCUACGCUAUGGGAAAAGAUUUCAUCACAAGGGCCUGAUUUCUUCGAAGAACUCUCUUAUUUCAAGUUUAUAAACAAGGAUGUGAACUGGUAUUGUAGCAUGAAGUUGGAAAUCACCUGGACGAUACCAUCUUCGAAUUGGAAUGAGGCUUUCGUACUGAACAGAACAUUCUGUGAAUGGUUAGCGCUGAAACGCUGGCAUUGGGAUGACAUACUCAAGGAAGAGCACAUCAAAAAAUGGCAUAGAAAGUCUUUCUUCAGUUGAAUAAUAUAAAUAUAUGAUAAUAGAUAAAUAUAUCAUAUCAUAUAAUUCAUAUAUAUAAUAUCUCGAGGAAAUACAUUAGGCGUGGUUUACGUCUCAUUACAGCCAUACAGUAGAAGAUGGCAAAAUGCCCUAAAAAGCUAACUGUUUCGAAGUCCAAGAUGCAGCUAUUUGCGCAUGAUUCGGGCUACAAUAAAGCGACCAGCUAGUGGUACAGUCCAUGUGCCUACCCUGUUGUUUACUUGACAAGAGCUAUUCCAUGACUCGUCGUACAGGAUAUGUCUGGAGCCUUGGGGCAAUCGUAUCAAUAACCAUAGGGAACCUUAUGCUUCAUCACGUUCCCACUAACAUGAAGGAAAUUGGUUUCGGUGUGUUUUUUUAAAAAUGCAGUGGUUCAUUUCCUUCAUCAUAGACAGCACGGAUGGCUUUUAGUCGUUUAACUUAAGGUCACAGUAAGUAAAUUUUAUGGAUGACAUCCUCUGCAG